Beta vulgaris subsp. vulgaris (sugar beet) is the source of this 2042-nucleotide messenger RNA. RefSeq names its product asparagine--tRNA ligase, chloroplastic/mitochondrial. Gene Ontology annotation, biological process: asparaginyl-tRNA aminoacylation. NCBI's taxonomy places the organism in Eukaryota, Viridiplantae, Streptophyta, Magnoliopsida, Caryophyllales, Amaranthaceae. The transcript has 15 exons. The coding region runs from base 117 to 1841 and encodes 574 amino acids. Gene Ontology annotation, cellular component: mitochondrion. The record is from RefSeq and is a predicted model, not a curated record. Gene Ontology annotation, molecular function: ATP binding; asparagine-tRNA ligase activity; nucleic acid binding.
GUGACAACAAGAGGACCAAAAACCUGCUAGUUGCUAGCAAGCGACUACUCACUUCCAGUUUCAUCUGAAACAUGUCACCCAAUUAUCAUCACCAAAGAUAGAGAGAAACUACUAUUAUGGCCGUUGCCUGCUCUCCCGCUUUCUCUCUCCGCCUAAGACCCCACACUGCCCUUCGUUUCUUCUCUCGCUCUUUCCAUCCCACAAUAUUCACAACCCCAACCCUCUUUUACUCAACAAACCCUCUCAACGCUCUAACUUCGCACCCUCACUUCUCCUUCUCUCGUCUGCAUUUUCUCUCUCCUCACCCUCGCCGGAGCUGCUUCUGCACUCUCACCUCCGCCGCCGGAGACGAUGUCAAAACGCCGGAAAAUGUCGACUCCGGCGAGAAAGUCGGACAUUAUCGUAAGAGGUUGAGAAUUGCUGAUAUUAAAGGAGGUCCUGAUGAGGGUUUGGACCGUUUAGGUCAGAGUUUGGUGGUUCGUGGAUGGGUUCGGACUAUUCGGAUGCAAAGCAGUGUCACUUUUAUUGAGGUGAAUGAUGGAUCGUGUCUUUCGAAUAUGCAAUGUGUGGUGAGCUCGGAUGCUGAAGGUUAUGAUCAGGUGGAAGCUGGCUGCAUCUCCACAGGUGCAUCAAUCAUGGUCCAUGGUGUUGUAGUUGGAAGCCCAGGAACAAAACAGAAAGUUGAGUUAAAAGCUGACAAGAUAGUGACGGUUGGUGAAAGUGAUCCUUCAUUUCCUAUACAAAAGAAAAGGGUCAGCAGAGAGUUUUUGCGGACUAAAGCUCAUCUUCGCCCUAGAACCAAUACAUUUGGUGCGGUUGCGAGGGUGAGGAAUGCUUUAGCCUAUGCUACACACAAGUUCUUCCAAGAUAAUGGAUUCGUUUGGAUCUCUAGUCCCAUUAUCACGGCUUCAGACUGUGAAGGUGCCGGUGAACAAUUUUGUGUGACGACUUUGAUUCCAACCUCCCUGGAAGCUUUGGAAUCUUCUGCAGGAACAAUUCCAAAAACGGAGGAAGGUUUGAUUGAUUGGUCCCAGGAUUUCUUUGGAAAGCCAGCAUUCUUGACUGUGUCAGGCCAACUUAAUGCUGAAACAUAUGCUACUGCUCUUUCUGAUGUAUAUACAUUUGGCCCAACCUUUCGAGCUGAAAAUUCUAAUACUUCUAGACAUUUAGCUGAAUUUUGGAUGAUUGAACCUGAACUCGCAUUCGCUGAUCUCAACGAUGACAUGGCUUGUGCAGCUGCUUACCUCCAGUAUGUAGUGAGGUACAUUCUUGACAAUUGCAAAGAAGAUAUGGAUUUUUUUAACACGUGGAUUGAGAAGGGCAUCAUCAAUCGACUGAAUGAUGUGGCUGUGAAAGAUUUUGUUCAAGUAACUUAUACUGAUGCUGUUAAUAUUCUUCUAAAAGCCGAUAAAAAAUUUGAAUUUCCGGUAAAGUGGGGUUGUGAUCUCCAGAGUGAGCAUGAACGAUAUAUUACAGAAGAGGCUUUUGGUGGUUGUCCUGUAAUCAUUAGGGAUUAUCCUAAGGAUAUCAAGGCAUUCUACAUGCGGGAAAAUGAUGAUGGGAAGACUGUAGCUGCUAUGGAUAUGUUGGUUCCAAGGAUAGGUGAGCUUAUUGGUGGAAGUCAAAGAGAAGAACGCCUUGAGCGUCUCGAAAAUCGUUUAGAUGAAUUAAAGCUUAGCAAGGAAAGCUAUUGGUGGUACCUUGAUUUGCGACGUUAUGGAUCAGUUCCUCAUGCAGGUUUUGGACUGGGUUUUGAGAGGCUGGUUCAAUUCGCAACUGGGAUAGAUAAUAUCAGAGAUGCAAUACCAUUCCCUCGGGCACCAGGUUCAGCCGAAUUUUGACAUGGAACCGGGGCGGAUCUAGAAAUGUUGAAUUGACGAGGCAAAUGAAUAUGAAAGUUGACCAUUUUUCAACUUUCAAAACUUUACCUUCACAUUUUGAUAAUUUCUUGUAAUUUUAUAUGAUUUUUUACAAUCAUUUUUUGUACGAUCAUGGGACUGAAAAAAUAAAUUAUUUUAUAUGAAUGUGUAAUUUAUAUGUCA